Molecule: messenger RNA, 3236 nt
Organism: Ceratotherium simum simum (southern white rhinoceros)
Lineage: Eukaryota; Metazoa; Chordata; Mammalia; Perissodactyla; Rhinocerotidae
Gene: AARS2
Product: alanyl-tRNA synthetase 2, mitochondrial
Biological process (GO): alanyl-tRNA aminoacylation
Cellular component (GO): mitochondrion; cytoplasm
Molecular function (GO): nucleic acid binding; alanine-tRNA ligase activity; aminoacyl-tRNA deacylase activity
Source: RefSeq, a predicted model, not a curated record
ACCAUGGCGGCGUCGGUGGCGGCUGCAGCUGGGAGGCUGCGGCGGGCCAUUCGAAGGUCGCGUCCGUGGUGGGGCCCCAGCCGUCGGCCUCUCUCGUCCGAGCCCCCUCCAGCCCGGGCCGCGGCCGUGCGGGACGCCUUCCUGAGCUUCUUUAGGGACUGCCAUGGCCACCGACUAGUGCCGUCCGCUUCCGUGCGGCCCCGCGGCGACCCCAGUUUGCUUUUCGUCAAUGCGGGCAUGAACCAGUUCAAGCCAAUCUUCCUGGGCACUGUGGAUCCACGAAGCGAGAUGGCAGGCUUCCGACGUGUGGCCAACAGCCAGAAAUGUGUGAGGGCUGGAGGACGCCACAGCGACCUGGAGGAUGUGGGCCGAGACCUUUCGCAUCAUACCUUCUUUGAAAUGCUUGGCAAUUGGGCCUUUGGGGGUGAAUAUUUUAAGGAGGAGGCUUGCAGCAUGGCCUGGGAACUGCUGACUCAGGUCUAUGGGAUCCCUGAGGACAGGCUCUGGGUUUCCUACUUUGGUGGUGACCCCAAGGCGGGGCUGGACCCAGACCUGGAGAGCAGGGACAUCUGGCUCAGCUUAGGGGUGCCCGCCAGCCGUGUGCUUUCCUUUGGACCACAAGAGAACUUCUGGGAGAUGGGGGAUACCGGCCCUUGUGGGCCCUGUACCGAGAUCCACUAUGACCUGGCUGGUGGGGUGGGAGCCCCUCAGCUGGUGGAGCUUUGGAAUCUGGUCUUCAUGCAACACAACAGAGAGGCAGAUGGAAGCCUGCAGCCCCUGCCCCAGCGGCACGUGGACACAGGAAUGGGCCUGGAAAGGCUGGUGGCUGUGCUGCAAGGCAGACGCUCCACCUACGACACUGACCUCUUUUCCCCGCUCAUCAACGCCAUACACCAGGGUUGUGGGGCACCCCCUUACUUGGGCCGGGUAGGGGCGGCAGACGAGGGGCGCACAGACACAGCGUACCGCGUGGUGGCCGAUCACAUCCGCACACUCAGUGUCUGCAUCGCCGAUGGCGUCUCCCCUGGAAUGUCAGGUGCCCCGCUGGUUCUUCGUCGGAUCCUCCGUCGAGCCGUGCGGUUCUCUUCAGAGGUGUUGCGGGCACCACCUGGCUUCCUAGGCAGCCUGGUGCCUGUAGUGGUGGAGACGCUGGGAGACGCUUAUCCAGAACUGCAGAAGAGCUCAGCCCAGAUAGCCAACCUGGUGUCGGAGGACGAGGCGGCCUUCCUGGCCUCUCUGCAGCGGGGUCGGCGGAUCAUCGAUCGGACCCUGAGGCACCUGGGGCCUUCCGAUGUGUUCCCUGCUGAAGUGGCCUGGUCCUUGUCACUGUCUGGGGACGUGGGGCUCCCCCUGGACCUGGUAGAGCUGAUGCUGGAGGAGAAAGGGGUGCAGCUGGAUUCUGCUGGGCUGGCGCGGCUGGCCCAAGAGGAGGCCCAGCGCCGGGCACAGCGGGCUGAGCCAGUUCAGGAGCAGGGCCUGCGGCUCAACGUCCAUGCGCUGGGUGAGCUGCAGCGCCGAGGGGUGCCCCCAACCGACGACAGCCCCAAGUACAACUACUCCCUGCGACCCAGUGGGGCUUAUGAGUUCGGCACCUGUGAGGCCCAGGUGCUCCAGCUAUAUACAGAGGAUGGAACAGCCGUGGCCUCCGUGGGGGAAGGCCAGCGCUGUGGCCUCCUCCUGGACAGAACCAACUUCUACGCUGAACAGGGGGGUCAGGCUUCAGACAGAGGCUACCUGGUGCGGGUGGGGCAACAGGAUGUGCUGUUCCCAGUGGCCCGGGCCCAGGUCUGUGGGGGCUUCAUCCUACAUGAGGCAGUGGCCCCUGAGUGCCUGAAGGUGGGGGACCAGGUGCAGCUGCAUGUAGAUAAGGCCUGGCGUCUGGGCUGCAUGGAGAAGCACACAGCCAUCCACCUGCUAAACUGGGCCCUGCGGCAGGCCCUGGGCCCCAGCACAGAGCAGCGAGGCUCCCAUCUCAGUCCUGAGCAGCUGCGCUUCGACGUGGCCACCCAGGCACCACUGACCCCAGAGCAGCUCCGGGCAGUGGAGGGCACUGUGCAGGAGGCCGUGGGGCAGGAUGAGGCCGUGUACAUGGAGGAGGUGGCCCUGGCCCACACUGCCCAUGUCCCUGGCCUGCGCUCUCUGGAUGAGAUAUAUCCAGACCCUGUGCGGGUGGUGUCGGUGGGCGUGCCCGUGGCCCAGGCGCUGGACCCCGCCUCCCAGGCUGCACUGCAGACCUCUGUGGAGCUGUGCUGUGGGACGCACCUGCUACGCACGGGGGCUAUAGGAGACCUGGUCAUCAUUGGGGAGCGCCAGCUUGCCAAGGGCACUACCCGCCUGCUGGCCAUCACUGGGGAGCAGGCCCAGCAGGCUCGAGAGGUGGGCCAGAGCCUGGCCCAGGAGGUAGAAGCAGCUGCAGAGCGGCUGAGUCGGGGCAGCCGGGAUGUGGUGGAGGCACAGCGGCUAUCCAAGGACGUGGGACGACUCACUGAUGCUGUGGACACUGCCGUGAUGCCCCAGUGGCAGCGGCGGCAGCUUCAGGCCACUCUGAAGGUGCUGCAGCGGCGUGCCAACACUGCCGUCCGAAAGCUGGAAAUAGGGCAGGCUGCACAGAAGACCCAGGAGCUGCUGCAGCGGCACUCGGAGGGGCCCCUAAUUGUGGACACAGUUUCCACUGAGUCCCUCUCAGUUCUGGUGAAGGUGGUGCGGCAGCUGUGUGAGCAGGCGCCCGGCACGUCCGUGCUUCUACUCAGCCCCCAGCCCCUGGGGCAUGUGCUGUGUGCCUGUCAGGUGGCCCAGAGUGCCACACCAGCCUUCACAGCAGAAGCCUGGGCACUGGCCGUGUGCAGCCACAUGGGGGGCAAGGCCUGGGGCUCUCGAGUGGUGGCCCAAGGCACCGGCAGCACUGCUGACCUGGAAGCUGCCCUCAGUACAGCCCGAGCCUAUGCCCUCAACCAGCUCUGACCCAGGCUCACCCAGGGACUCACGGAAACGCAAGAGACAGCAACAGGCCACUGCCAGGAGCCCCGAAGGAGCCAGAGAACCUCCCUAGAGGCUGAAACAGGGGACUAAAGGCUGGAGGUGAAGCAGCUAAGCCAAAGAGGACCGCCCUAGGCCAGGCCUUGCAUGGACACAAGGAGAUAUGGACUGGGGAAGGCAGCAGUGGGCCCAGAGACAUACCCACACUAGGUGAAUGUGAAGACAUGGCUGUGACUGCUCAUUAAAAAGUAUUUCACAGA